Lathyrus oleraceus (garden pea) is the source of this 1734-nucleotide messenger RNA. RefSeq lists its product as uncharacterized. Gene Ontology annotation, molecular function: aspartic-type endopeptidase activity. Lineage: Eukaryota; Viridiplantae; Streptophyta; Magnoliopsida; Fabales; Fabaceae. The record is from RefSeq and is a predicted model, not a curated record. Gene Ontology annotation, biological process: proteolysis. The coding region runs from base 1 to 1734 and encodes 577 amino acids. The transcript has 4 exons.
AUGCAAGGGUUUGCCCUGGAGCAGAAAGCAAUCACCGAGAAGGUGGAGAAGCUUGAGCUGGUUUCGAUUGCCAAUAAUGGCAAUAGUCAAGAGGGUAACUCCAACCAUGGUCCUGGUGGUUCUAGGGGUGGUGGCGAUCCCAUAAAGAAGGAAACUAAUGGUGGUGUAGUCAUCAACAAUGGUGGUGGUCUUGGUUUUGCUGCAGGCAGUGGCCCAGGUCAUAUGACGGUGAAUGUAAUUUCGGAGGAUAAAAGUAAAAUCGGGGUGACGGAUGUGGAUCAGUUGAGGACCCCAAUGUCUGUGGUCAAGAGUCAUUUGUUAAAGAAUGGGGUUUUUCCUGGUUGUGAUAAUUAUUGUGCUGCUUGUACUGUAACUGCAAAUGGGUGUGUAAUGUUGAGGGAGACGGUUCGGAAAAUGAAGGAUGAGGGAAGUCUCCGAUUCGAGAAAGUUGCUUUGGAGAAUGAGGAUAUUUCAACGAUAACCAUCUACUUCGAUCCUGUCCACUUGUCAGUGUCGGCAGAUGUGGUUCCAAUUACCAUCACGGUACCUGGACCUAUUCCGUAUAAAAGUGAUGGUGCGGUGCCAUGGGACUAUGGUGGUGAUGUGUAUUGCAAUGGGAAAAAGAAGGAAGAUCGGGUUGCAUUUGAUACCACCGUUUCAAAGGUAGACAAUGUCGGGCUUAGUGGUUUCACUCGCAGCGGGAGGUUGUUUGCACCUAACACAUUGAGAGGUGGUGAUGUCGAAAAAGAACAGAGAGAUAAGGCCGAGCAGACUCCGUCCAAAAUUUCGAUCUUAUCUUUGUUGUUAAGUUCAGAAGGUCGUAGAGAUGCUUUGUUGAAGAUCUUAAAGAAGGCCUACGUCCCGCAGGAGAUUACAGUCAAUCAAUUAGAGACAGUGGUAUCAAGUGGUAAUGCUAGCCAUGGGUUGGGUUUCACUGAUCUCGAUCUUACUAUGGAUGGGCGCAAUCACAAUAAGGCACUACACAUUUUGAUGGAGUGUAAAGGAGAUGUGCUUUCGCAUGUUUUGGUUGAUACAGGCUCGUCACUCAUUGUGUUGCCUAAGAAGGCCUUGGCUAAAUUAGACUGCGAGGGAUUGAUUUUGAGGCCUACUGAUAUGGUGGUUACAGCGUUUGAUGGCUCUAAAAGGGCUGUGUUCGGGGAAGUUGAGCUCCCCGUAAAGAUUGGUCCUGAGAUGUUCAAAUCUGUGUUUUAUGUCAUGGACAUUCAGCCGGCGUACAACUGUUUGUUGGGUCGUCCAUGGAUACAUGCUACUGGGGCAGUAACAUCGACUCUACAUCAGAAGUUAAAGUAUGUCUUGGACGGGAAAGUCGUGACAGUCUGCGGUGAGGAAGAUAUUUUUGUCAGCCAGUUGUCUUCAUUUAAGUACGUCGAAAUGGACGGUGAAAUAUUCGAAACACCAAGCCAGGCGUUUGAAACCGUCAAGGUGGAGAAUGCCGUUUUCACUGAGAGAGAGAAGAAGUCGUUCAUUGCUUCUUAUAAACAGGCUGUGGAGGUGGUGAAAAGUGGAGAGGCCCCAGGUUGGGGAAGAGUGUUAGAUGUUGCGGUGAAGGAGGAUAAGUUCGGGAUUGGUUAUCAGUCAGGCCAUGGCUCGUCUGGACAGAAUAAAGGUCGUCGCCAACCGUUCAUAUUCACCAGUGCUGGAAGGCUAGAUCCAGACCGUAUUUGUGUUGUGGGUGAAGAGACUGACAGUUGUGGUGCGAAGCGUUUCUUUUGA